Molecule: messenger RNA, 261 nt
Organism: Penicillium longicatenatum
Lineage: Eukaryota; Fungi; Ascomycota; Eurotiomycetes; Eurotiales; Aspergillaceae
Exons: 1
Coding region: 1-261 (86 amino acids)
Source: RefSeq, a predicted model, not a curated record
AUGGCAAUUGAUGCACGUUUUCCUUUCACGUCGCUGCUUUCUUUCCUUAUCCGAGUAUCUGUCGUUGUAGCAGAGAUCUGGCAAGCUCGAGGAGAGGGCCAUUCUGGAGAAUCUGUCGUACCGCAUGGCAACGGUAGUAGCCCAAGCGCCGUAUCAGGCUAUCCUCUGCUGUCUGCUGCUUCCUCGAACACGAAGCGCAUUGAUACUUUCCACUUGCUUGACCUGAGGAAGAUCGAAUUAGUCUUCAUUUCCGUGUGGUAG